Messenger RNA from Acipenser ruthenus (sterlet), 5514 nucleotides. RefSeq names its product nuclear pore complex protein Nup153-like. The record is from RefSeq and is a predicted model, not a curated record. The transcript is spliced from 22 exons. Bases 153 to 4442 code for a protein of 1429 amino acids. Gene Ontology annotation, biological process: RNA export from nucleus; protein import into nucleus. Gene Ontology annotation, molecular function: structural constituent of nuclear pore. Lineage: Eukaryota; Metazoa; Chordata; Actinopteri; Acipenseriformes; Acipenseridae. Gene Ontology annotation, cellular component: nuclear pore.
ACACACCGGUGCGUGGUGCCCGGCUGAAGCCGGCGCAAGCCCCAACGUGGUGCCUGACGGUAUAUCGACGUGCCGGGUGGGUUGGCGGACCGACAGAAAAACUUCAUCCGGCGCUGGAGAAAACGAGCAGAUCAGUAAAUUAGUAACGCACCAUGGCAGACGCGGGAGGAGGGAAAAUUAGAACCAGGAGGUACCAUACCGCUUCCAAACCGUACGCCAAAGGCAAACAGCAGCAAGGUAUUAUUGGCAGAGUGACCGACACAGUGAAGAAUAUAGUUCCUGGUUGGUUACAAAAAUACUUCAAGAAUGAUGAUCCAUCAGCAGAGGCAGGGGAUGUUGAGGAAACAGCAGAUGGACGGGAGAAUCAUGACGGCCAGAUUCAAAACAACCAGGGUCACACAGACGAGGAGAUGCUGCCGUUUCCCGAUAGAAGGCAUACCCCUGAACCCUCAACCAGUAAUGCAGAGCCAUCUACAAGCCAGUCUGCAUUGAAUUUCAGUAUCCAGCCAAGACCACCGCUCAAUCGAAGUCAUCUUAAUUUCGCCACGCUGAAUUCCCCUGCGCUUCACUGUCAGCCUUCCACGUCCACAGCAUUUCCCAUUGGCAGUUCAGGCUUCUCCCUGAUAAAGGAGAUCAAAGACUCUACCUCUCAGCACGAAGAUGACAACAUCUCAACCACCAGCGGCUUCUCCUCUAGAGCAUCUGAUAAAGAUGUGACCACUUCAAAAAACAUGCUGCCUGUGUGGUCCCCUGAAGCUGAACGUUCUCAAUCAGUCCUGCAACAAGCUGGAACCAGCUUGAGAAAGCCGGCUUUUAACCUGUCUGUCUUUGGAGGGUCAUCCACAUCCCUUGCAAGCACUUCUGCGCUGAAUUCUAGUCAGCUUGGAGACUCUCUGUUUUAUCCUGGCAAAACAACGUACGGUGGGGCAGCUGCAGUGAGGACCCCAAGUUCGAGAGUUCGGGGUACACCUUACCAGGCACCUGUAAGAAGACAGGUAAAAGCAAAACAGAUUCACUCUCCAUGUGGAGUAACGAGUGCCACAGCGCGGAGAAUUCUUCAGUCUUUAGAAAGGAUGUCCAGUCCUUUAGCAGAUGCUAAAAGAAUCCCAUCACCCUCAUCAUUGCCAGUGUCUCCAAUGCUGAAUAGGGGUGAAUUAGAAGUCAUACAUUUCAAGUCCAAAAGAAAGAGUGAUGCGCAACAUCCUCCUGUGCAGAAGCUUGUGACACCAAAGGCUGCUUCUGUAGCAGUGAACAGAUCUAUGUUUUUCAAACCCUCUUUAACGCCAACUGGUCAUUCAAGUAGAUCAACUGACAGGGGGGGAAGACAAACGAAGCAGGUUGUUGAGCCAGAAAUAUCGAUGCAGCACCCGAAAAGCACAAACAGUUUUUCAUACCCAUUGUUCAGCACUCCUGCAGCCAAUGGAAUGGCUUCUGGAGGGGCAGGUGGGAAGAUGAAGAGGGAGAGGGGCAUCCGUGCCUCUUCAAAACCUGCACAGGACCAAGAGCAAGUGGAGAUUCCGAAUCUGUCGCAUAUUUCCUUGCCUAUGAGGAUUUCGACUUUACCAACCUUGAACUUUUCCUCUCCUACAAAUACAUCCCCCUCUGUGACGACGACUCCAGUAGCUAAUAAGGUACCGCCUGCCGAGUCGUCUAUUCAGAAUCGCACUGAUUUCACCUUCUCAUCACCGAUUUUUAAAGCAACUGAGACGAGUCCGCUACCUCUUACGCCCUCUGCUGGAUUUACGUUUAGUGCACCGGUUUCUAAAACAGUAGCAUCUGACCCGAGUGGAACAGCAUCAACGCCUUCAGCCACGCCAGUUAAGAACUCCUCAACAUCUUCAUCUGCUGUUGGCACUCUGGGGAAUACAAAUGAUGAGGACUUUGAUGGUCCCUUCAGACCAGCAAGAGCUUUAAAACAGGGCAGUGUGCUUGACAUUUUAAAAGGACCUGAUUUUUCUUCAUCUCCUCCUGCUAGAAGCCUGGUGAAGCCUUUCCAGAUGAGUUCCACAAGCUCACCAACUGGGGGGUUUGGGUUUGGGGACAAGUUUAAACCUGCAACAGGUUCCUGGCAAUGCGAUGCUUGUCUCUUGCAGAACAAACCAACAGACAGCAAAUGUGUUGCAUGUCAGACUGCUAAACCAAACAUAGAUUCCUCAAAACAGAGCAAAUGCAGCAAAACGACAUCGGAGACCUUGCCGAGCCUUGGGGAUAAAUUCAAACCUGUGUCUGGGACCUGGGAGUGUGACACUUGUUUAGUACAGAACAAACCGGAGGUUACAAAAUGUGUGGCCUGUGAGACUUCAAAGCCUGGGACUGGAGUAAAAUCUGCCUUGACUUUGCCUGCCUUUUCGGAAAGUAAGUUGACAGUGGGUUCUGGUGGCUCUGGUUCCACCUCCAUCACAACGACAACAUCUUCGCUGUCUUCUGGGUUCGGCUUUGGGGAAAAGUUCAAAAAGCCAGAAGGAGCCUGGGAUUGCGAUGUAUGCCUUGUACAGAAUAAAGCAGAGGACAUCAAGUGUGUCUCCUGUCAGUGUGCAAAACCAGGUGCUGUUGCAGUACCUUCUACUGCCAUGACUGCCCCAGAACCAUCUGGAGGGCUGCUAGGCUUUGGAGACAUAUUUAAGAAACCUGAAGGAAGCUGGGACUGUGACGUGUGUGCAGUGCAAAACAAAGCUGAAGUGAUGCAAUGUGUGGCAUGUCAAAGUGCAAAGCCAGGGGCCAAGGUGGAGACCAAAGGUUUUAGCUCUUCGGCUUUGUCGUCAGCUACCACUGCAUCCCCAUUUGGGGGAAUUACGGGGGGAUUUAAAUUUGGAGACCAGGGGGGGAUAAAAUUUGGCACCUCAACGACAGACAAUGCUUCUUCUGGAGGAGGGUUCAAGUUUGGUAUGGCAAAGAGCGAGGACAGUAGAAAGCCAGAUUCUCAGACCAUUGGUAGUGGAUUUAGAUUUGGUACUGGAGGAGGAAUUCAGUUUGGCACUGGAAACAGCAGCAGCCAGUCAGAAAACAAAGCUGCCGAACCAAAAGGCAAGCCAUCUUUGGAAGGUUUCACUUUUGGACUCUCCGCCCCUCCUAAAGCAGAUGAAAAAACAGCAGAUGGGGGAUUUAAGUUUGGGGCCCCCAAGGAGAAACCGGAACUGGGAGGAACUGCAGCAGCUAUGCCAUUUUCUUUUGGCAAACAAGAGGAGAAAAAGCUUUCUGGGGAGCAGCUACCAGCGGUUGGAUUUGCUUUUGGGAAACCUGUGGAGGAAAAGACUGGCACUCUGGCCCCUGCUGCAGCUUCAACAUUCAUGCUUGGGAAGACUGAUAAGCCAGACUCUGUCAGUAGCUCCUCCAACUUAAUAUUCGGCAAGGGGAAGGAGACAGACAAGCCUGCAACACAGCUGGGCUUCUCUUUUGGCAAGCCUGAGCCGACCAAGGAGGAGGCCAAACCUGCAUUCAGCUUUGGGAAACCUGCUGAAAAGCAAGAGGCAGCAGUGCAACCAAAACCAGCAUUUGCAUUUGGGGCUGCCCCCCCUACUGCAGAUCAAGGAGCUUCCAAGCCUGCAUAUAACUUCAUGGCAAGCACGACAGCCUCUGCUACAGUUACUGCUGCCUCCACGACCUCCAGCACCCCGUCCACCAACAUGUUUGGGAGCUCCAGCACCUCGACAUCCAUCGCACCGGUCUCUACCUUCAUGUUUGGUCAGGCCAGCAGCACUGGCUUUGCAAGCGGUGCUUCUGAGACCACCACCUGCUCCAAAAGCUUCAUGUUUGGUGCGCAGGAAAGCAAAGCACCUGCAGCACCUGCUGCUGGAGCCUCGCCCUUCAUGUUUGUGACAGGAAGUAACACUGCAGCCACAGCUUUUGGUUUUGGGUCAACUGCGUCAGCUGCACCUACAACGACCAGUUCUACAGGCUCUUCUGCUUCUCAGUUUGUAUUUGGGUCGGCCUCUUCAACACCAGCCAGUGCCCUUGCUUUUGGCAACAUCCAGACCCCUGCAUUCGGCCACGGAUCCAACCAACCCAGUGCCCCAGCCUUUGGCUCCCCUCCUGCUGCUGCUGUCUUCUCUGCUGGAUCCCAGCCACCUGCCUUUGGGUCCCAGGCCAGCACCAGCCAGCCAUCAGUGUUUGGACAGCAGAGUAAUCAGCUGCCUGCCUUUGGUGCUGCAGUAGCUGCUUCUGCUGCCCCGGCUGGAGGGUUCCAGUUUGGGGCAACUAGUAACUUUGGCACUCCCAGCAGCAGUGGGGUCUUUGCUUUUGGUGGAAGUGCUGGAGGAUCUUCAGCUUCUGCAGUUGCCCCAGCAGCACCCGCCCAGCCCUCUGGCUCCACAGGAGGCUUCCAGUUCUCCCAGGCCCCAGGUUUUAACAUUGGUUCUACAAAGACUACUAGUACUGGAUCUUCCCAAGGACAACACCAGAUUUCUGGCCGAAAGAUUAAGACUGCAGUUCGACGCAGGAAAUAGACCCUUCCAGUUGGACCCUGAAGUACUUUAAAACUGAUAAUUAAUAAACCCGGUGCCCUGCAUUGAGACUGGAUUGUACGUCUCUCUGGGCUUUGCCCAAUUCAGAAUCUGACUAAGACCAUCUCUAAAGUCAGCACAUAUUUGGUCCCUGAAUUUGUCUUUUCCUUAGCUGCGGGUGAAGGGUAAUGUGUAAAAUGACAAAAAAAACAAUCGACCAAAACUAAAAUUUUAGACCCCAGCAAAUGUCUUUACUUUAUGAACUGGCAUGGUCUGGCUAAUGGUAUAUCCUAUAGUUAAUGGCUAUGUACAUUGUAUACCUCUUCAUCUGCACCACUAUACAGAAUAAUGUUCACAACAUAUUUUUAUUGUAACUAUACCGCAGGAUUUCUGUACAGAUUUGAAGCGAGUGCAAGUGAUCAGUGGCUGAGACUGACUGGUGUAUGAUGUGUGAAGCAUAUGAAUGUGUAGAUGAUGGAGUGUGGUUGGGUGUAUUGUGCACUAAAUUUUGAUAGUGGGGGACGGAAGGAAGGAUACCUCUUCCUUAGGACUUUGUAAACCUGUAGUUUUGCUGUAUCUUGAGUAUUAUCUACUUAUUUUACUUUUUUCAUUCUCUCUCGUGCUCUCUUGCCUUUUUUUAUUAUGAAAACUUAUGUAAAUACAAUAUGGUUGAUUCACCCUUUCCUUUAUCAUAAUUACAUGAAUCUGAACUUGAAUCUUUUGUUUUGUGAGUGUUUAAAGGUUUUGUUUUGUUUUUUCAGUAUUGUAUUUAGAUUUUAUUAUGUAAAUCCCAUUAUUCAAAGUUGCCUAAAUCCAUUUAACGUAACCUUUAAAGUAAAUUGGGGAAUUCUUUAAAGAUGUAAGGUAUAUUGGCUUUUCUGAUCCACUUUUGUUUGGACCAAAACCAGUAUUGUACAAAGUAUUAAGUAUAUAUUUUUUUAUAUUUGUUUAAAUGGACAAGGGUGACUUUGGAUAAUAAGGAAGACAAUUUCAUAUUAAAGCCAUGUUUAUUACCGUAUGAUUAACAAAUUAAAACCAUGGGGUAAUUGCCAUCAAUAAAAAUUAUGAAUAGAAA